GAAUAAAUCGCACCAUUGAGAGCCAAUCAGAUUGCAAGGAUAGCCAGUGAUUACAAAAUGGAUUUAAUAAACAGAUAUAAUUGUUUGAUGGAGAGUGAAAUAAUUUUUCAAUCAUUGAAAUGGAGCACAAUGCUUAUCAGCGACCAAAAAAAAAUAUUUACAGGGCUAUAUAUUUCCAAAACCAUUAUUGCACCUGAUUGCAUGCAUAACCCCACACACACAAGUAAAAUUUACCUCUACAUCUUCCUUCCUUUGAAGGGCAUUUAAAAUAGGCAUUUAAAAUAGGCAUUGAACUCAUGAACAAAAGAAAUAAUGCUUGACAUCGUGGCCACAAACAGUCCUUCUGGGAUACGGAUGCUAAAAGAUAACAGGAAUUGUAGGUAACAGCGUUUUGGCAGAGUCAUUGUAAUUACAGUAAACAAACUCGCACUGGAAAAUCAUCGGUCAAGGUUAGCUAAUGUUUUCACAUAAAAUUUGUAGCUACACAAGCUAACGAAACAUGAAUCAAAAAUUUCACUGGAAAGCACCAAGGGGAAGUGAAGUAAACGUAUGUCAUGGACGCUUAUGUAAUGAGAAUGUAUUCAUUAAUCACAGAUCACAGAUCACAGAUCACAGAAACGUGAGAAAAUCUCAAAGCUAGACAAGACAACUAAUCGAGCCAUCAAUCUUCAAUGAAAAAAGUUAUGAAAUUGAGAUGGUUUGUUGUAAGCUACAAAUCAAGAUACAAGUAGAAGUCUCACCAUUCACUAUUGCUUUCCUCACGAAGUUCCUUUAGUGGUGGUUCGUAGUCAGAGUCAUCGUGGGAAGAAUCGGUCCUUGAUUUCUGCUCUUGUUUGGCGUUGACAAUGGUUUUAGUUGUUUGAAAGGUCUCCAAGACCCCUUCAUCUCUCAGUUGCCGUUCUACAUCUUUCGCACUUUUUAGUGUCUUUCCACCAGGGUUUGUGUAGCGUAGGUAGACCUUAACUCCCGAGGACGACUCCCUGUCCUCCUGUUUUAUCGUCCAGCCAGCUUCCCUCAACUUAUCCAAAUCUAGUGCAAUUCUGAAUUGUGUUCCAGAACCACGAAUUGCGUUACCUUUAGCCACCUUCGCCGCUUUCUCGCUAGUUUCUCUCUGUUGCUUUUUCAGCAGCAUCACUCCGACUACUUGUUUUUUUAUUUCGUUUUUUUUUCGCUAUAUUCUCUCGCACGUCCUAUCUUUUGCUGGCUUCGAAUGUCAAUUCUCACAUUCACACUGUCAACACUAACAGUUGGAUGCCGUCGCGGGUGCCGUUGCUAUGCAAAGGUGUUAUUGUUUGUAAUUGCUUUUUCUGAUUGGUUUCAUGGGAAAAAUAGCACCCCCUACAAGGAAAAAAGGGCCCAAAGCAGGGCCGUUUUAGGCAAUAUACCGCUGGAAACUAUUAUUUUAGGCAUUUACAAGAUGGCUGCUGAGGAAAACAACGAAAGGAGAGCUUUCUGACUGGUAAUUUUCAGACUAAAGCUUGAUCUCGUGUCUAAAUAAAUGGUAUAAAUAAAUGUGGGAGAUUGUUCAUUUCAUUUUCUUUUUGUAGGUUAAUCGCUGACUUAAAACUUGGCAGACAAAAACUAUGUAUGUGAACGGACUUUUUUGUGCGAGUACGUCAAAGGCCUUUGAAUACAAGACUCGUAGAAGCAUUUCCAUUUUUAUAAGGGUGUGAAAACAUGUCUAGAUGUAAUUUUUUCCCGUUUUCCUUUUGACAUACUCGCACAGAAUUUUAGUUUUCAACUUCGUGCAUAAAUUGGCCAAACCUUUCCAACAUUGAAGGAAUAUUCUUUGAGUUAUUUUGCAAUAAUCAAAAUAAGAGGGUUUCGACCACGCCCAUUUAAAUAUCAAAUUUCAGGGACUACUUUCAUUCUGGCUGAAUAAAAUUAUUUUUUAAACUAAAUACAUAGAACAACGUUUUAGAUGUGAAAAUUUGAUCAUUUUUGAGCUAAUAUUUUUACUGAUUUGAUGCAUGCAAAUAUGGUAGAAAAAUAUGCAAAUUAGCCUGCAGGAAUACCUUAACACGUGUGUCUAAGGUUCUCGUCUAACUGGUAACAUAUGUACAUACAGUCUUAUCCCCGAGGGAAACUUGCACCCUUACAACACGCUCUCAUAAUUAGCAUUUUUAGGUACCCAUACGUAAUCAAGCCCCCUCACAGAAGAAAAAUAGGAAGAGAAAUAUAUGAAAUCUUUCUACAGAGUGAAAAAACUUUUAUUUCUUCGGUUUUAGGUGAGCAGAGUAAAUUUGGGAAAUACACAAGUUUCUCAUUAUACAAGUUGAAAAUCUUGUUACAAUUUUGUUUUGGGAGUGACUUAACUUGGGGCAAUGGUGCAAUAUAAUGGGGUGACGAAACCUGAAGCCCAGUCUUUUUUACAGUCUUUACAGUCUCUCGCUCUUCUGUUUCUCUGUUGUUGAUUCAGUGGUGUUUUAUUUUGCCGCCAACAAAUAUGUCCUCUAUGGAAGUUAGCCGUAGUUAACAGUAAUGAUGCACUACUGUUAGUGAGAAAAAUGAGCAAUUACCUUUACAGAUGGUUUUGGAAAAAUAAAACUCUGUAAUCCAAAACUCAGAAUAUAACAUUGUACACAUGGCACAAGUAUUGAGAAAAAGGUAACCCAGAAAGAAUGAAAUGUGCUUACCAUCCAAGUACAAAAUCUGGCAGCUAUGUGGAUCGAUUUUAUCAUUCUGACGGGAGGAUGUGAAAUACUGAAAACGACCGAGUAUCAAAUGGAUGCACUAUUCUGCCUAGGUGAAUCUCUAUGUCAAGUUUGUCAUCAAUAGCCCUAGGAUUGGUAAUGGCAGAUAAAAGAUUUGUAGAUGAAAAAUUCUGAUGAUGUCUAGCAUAAUCAAUGGAAAAACCAAAAGGAAAGCCAUUGAGUAGGUAUUGCUUAGGGUGAGCAGGGUACCCCUCAAGGUAAAACCGUAAUUUAUCAACUAUAAUUGGUGAGACAGGGUGGGAUGGAGCGGUGGAUUUGUUAGAUGCAAAUGGUCCUGCUCAUCAGGACGCAUUUUUUGGCAGAUUUGAUUGCUGCUGGCUGGGAAAUUUACAGUGGUUUGCAGGAUGUCAAGUUCCACAUUUGAAACAUUCGUGUUUGAAGUUGCAGCCUGAACACUUCUCCCAAGGUGAAAUUUCCAGCAGAAUCCAGACGGAAAGGGCUACUUAGAAUUCUUUUUGGUGCAAUUCUGAGGAAACUGCAGGGGCUGUUCUGUUCAUGUGGUGCGCCUGCAACCACAAUUCCCAAUGAAUUGAUCCCAGGGGAAAAGUGUUUUUUGUCACAAAAAGCGGAAAUUUUCAUCAUAACAGUGUCAGUGAGCGUUCUUAGCGGCCAGGUCCCGCACUGUCUUGCUAUGUUUCCUUAAGGCGGUUGUGUCGUUCGGAAACCAGACAGUAUAAAUCACUACAAAGGUUUGAAAGGCUGUAAUCCAUUGAUCUAUCGUGGCUAUACGUUUUGAUUUUUGUGCUGGGUCAAGAUUUAUGACCUGCCGAUCUGCGGAUGGCGACGCCUGGACGACAAAAUUGUACUUUGAAUCGUUUGCAUAUGACCUCUGUAACAGGUCCCAAAAUCGACAUAUUCGUUUGCCCAAAUUUUUGACUGAAUUUUGUCAGAGAUUCAAGAGGCCAGUGGAACAGCCAUCUGUUUAUGCACAAGCUCGGGCGGGUCAAUAGCGCUGACCAAUGGAUCGGAUACAACAGGUACAUUAUGAGCGGUAAUAUUGCUAUUGUUCUGAUUAACUAAAAGUGAAUUGUGCUCACCCGUGAUGUCCUGAAUCACAGCUGCCACUGACCCCUUUACAGAGGCAGCUUGAUAAGAGUUCUUGCUGGAAUCUGCUGGAACAUCUGAGAAAAUCCCCGCCACUUUUAGACCCUCAAUCACAGCGCCUGAGAUGUUGGCCGCUACAUCCUGUAAUGGUGGAGACUGUUGGAGAGGUUGUGCACUGGUCAGAGAACCUAUUUGAGUUGGCUGGGAUGUGCAACCUCAAGUGCUGGGGACUGGGUCUAGGUAUGCUGGGUGGAUAGUCGUGUUUCUGAAGCUCUCCACAAUUUCAAUAGUUUUUAACGCUUUAUGGCAGAUGCUACUUUAAAUCUUAAAAGGAAAAAGCGUGGAAGCAAUUCCAGUCCCUCCGACAACGAAUUGAGGUCUCCGGAAGAAAAAAGGGCCAGAGAUAAGCCUUUGAACAUUGACUUGGUGUCGUCUUCAGGGAACAAAAUUCCGCAGCAAAUAGGAAUGACUCACGACCUUGGUGCAAAAGUUGACCUCAUUCUUUCUAGUCUUGAAGCAGUAAAUUUAAAACUUGAGUCAAUUAAUGCUGUGGUUGUUAGCCUAGAAGAGAAACUGUGUAAGGUACAGGGCAGAGUGGAAAUGCUCAAACAAGAUCAGGCAAAGUCGAAGGACGCCAUUAAAGAUAUGCAUGAUGGUCUCCAAGCAUUGAAUACCAUUGUUGAAGCAAGUAAGACUGCUGGUGAUAGAGUUGAGAAUUACUGCGAUGAUAAAUACAAGGAUCUACAAGAUCAAUUGUUGUACGCGGAGGUUUAUAAACGGCACGAGAAUCUUCGCUUUUAUGGCAUAGAAGAGAAGACUGGUGCUAAGGAAGAUACCCACUCUGUUCUUUGAGAAUUAUUUGUGCAAGUGCUGGAGAUUCAGUCAGGAGAGGUUCAAAAAAUUGAGUUCCAAUGGGUGCACAGCGUAGGAAAAAUAAAUGCAGAUGGAAAGC
This is a messenger RNA of Orbicella faveolata, 4710 nucleotides long. RefSeq lists its product as uncharacterized. Lineage: Eukaryota; Metazoa; Cnidaria; Anthozoa; Scleractinia; Merulinidae. The record is from RefSeq and is a predicted model, not a curated record.